Molecule: messenger RNA, 807 nt
Organism: Vigna umbellata (rice bean)
Lineage: Eukaryota; Viridiplantae; Streptophyta; Magnoliopsida; Fabales; Fabaceae
Source: RefSeq, a predicted model, not a curated record
UUGCAGGUUUCUCUUGACUUCACUAUCUAGUAUGGCACUCCUGUUUUGUGCUCCCCUGUGCCAUUUCAAAAUUCUGCUUUGUCUUCUCCGGAUAUUAAAUUCACAGAGACAAGAAGAGCUGAGGACAUGGCUGCAUCUUAUAAUGGGUCUACAUGGAAAGAUGGGGAGCCUAUACAAGGAUCGUCUGAUGGCCUUUGUACCAUUGAAAUUAAGGAUACUCUUCUUCCACCUUGGAUUAUUUGUCGUAUGUGUGCAUUGAUGUCUUCUGAGGGAAGAAGCUUUGAAGCAAGUUUUGCUACGGAUUUUAGCUCAAUUGGAUUGAAUGUUGCCUUGAAAUCAAUUUGUGAGAAGGAGAAAUCUGAAGCUGUAGAUAGUGAAAGUUUACAAGAACACAUAAAUACUUUUGGCAUUCCAGAAACUGUAGUCACUUCUCGAAUGUGUUCAUCUUCAUUAAAAGGCAUAAGAUACAUUGAUGGAUCUUAUACGGCAUCUCUAUCGCCUGUAUAAUCUUGUCAAAACAAAGAACUUACAUGUAUCCGUUAAUUUAUUUUAAUGACUACUGGAUGACCCUCCAAAAAAUUAAUGGGGUGUUGUACUUCUAAAUCCAAAACUACUGGAACAUCUUGUUUACCAAGCAAACGUAAUAUCCAUGUCAUCAGUGAGUAGCAAAUUUUGGCAAUUGAUGCAUUGAAGCAUCUUAAUCACGAUUAAGAAACUAUGACCUUGAGUUCCAAACUGUCAAACUCAUUGUGUCUGUAUACGUACAUUCAAAAGUUUUGUACUAAAGAUGUAAUUUGCCCAAGUUAA